CACGCAUAACCGCGAUUCAACAGGGUUGCCUCACUGUUUCUGUUACUCGUUUCUUCUGACAUGACCAAUACAGGAAAAGUGAAAUUUUGUGGUGAAAAAAAAACCUUUCUUAAAGGGAUCCUUUUGCUCGUCGUAACAUCGAAGGCUCGAGCUUAUAGUGAAGAAAGUUUGGAAGGAAAUUCAUCUUUCAGCAAUAGCAAUUGUUCUACAGCUGAUUUUAUUACUUUACAAACAACCACUGAAGAACAAGACAGUGAGAUUGAAAUUAUGGCCGACGUGUUAGUCAAUGAAUCAAACAACGAUGUAAAUACAUCUCACUUGAAAACAUUUAUAAUUACUAGUAACUGGGAAGAUCAAAAUGUAGAGCUAAAAUUUCCGAACACUAAUUUAAAUAACCAAUAUAAAAUAACGAGUCUGAAUCUAGACAAGGGAAUAUUCAUCUUUGAUUUUCUACGAAGAUUCCUGUCUAUCGUACAUCCUUAUGAUCUACCGCCUGAACUAGUAACGGAUACAAUGGAAAACGGUAUCGAUGUGUCGAAACUGAUGACUCAAUUUGUGCACUUAGAAGCAGUACUCAUAGCAGUAAUUGGUCUGUGUUUUAUCUUCUGCUGCAUAUUACCUGCAACUGAACUUUGGCUUGCAUGUCGCCCAAUCAGAGAAGACUACAAACCGACUAAACAUACAGGAGCACUUUCCUUCCUUCUCGCUGUUUCUGUUUGCGUCCUCGGAAUUGGCAUGAUAACAAUCAUAAUAUGUAACGAAGAAGUAUCUGCGAGUGUGAAAAAGUUUCCCACAACAGUUGACGCUGCAUUACAAGAUCUUCAAGACUAUCAUGGCAGCAAUACAGUCCAAUUACGAAAACGUAUUUCAAGAAGCCUAGACAUUGCUAGUGAAGCUGUACUUAAGGACCUUGAUGAUAUAGAAGAGCUAUUAGCCAAACCAAUUCAAAUCGAAUUGUUUGCUGAAACUGGCUUGGAGGUCACACUGGAUGCACUUUUAGAUUUAAUAAAUGGGAGUCAAGAAGUGUCAAAUAAAGUACAAUCAUUGUUAACGAAUGGGGAUAAAGCCAGUAAUCUUGUAAAACGGUUGAAUCGAGAAAUCUACGAUAUAAAUCGAAAUUUAGAAAGUCUGCUGAAAGCAUGUACAGAACAAGACCGUUUGAUCUGUAAUAUCAUUGACUCUUCUGAAUUACAAUUAAUUCUACGUAUCGAUCAGUUUCUGAGAGAUCAUCGUUUAUUACGUUUACAAAGUGUUAAGCAAGAAAAUUUAACGGAAACUGUUCGUCAAACCCGCGGAGAAUUUCUCCAUAUUCCACAAUACAUCGGAAGGAGAACUUUAGAGAUCCGUAAUCAAAUACGACGAGAAAUCAACAGGAUGCGUGCAAAAGUUUUUGAGGAAUCACGAAGCAUGGAAGUAAGCAAUUCUGAUUUCACUAAAAAAUUGGAUUCCACAAGACGCAUAAUGGAUUCUGUCACACCUUAUGUUACUACAUUUGAUCAAAUCAGGUGGUUUGUAGGUCUUGGUACUGUUUUAUCCAUUCUGCUAAUCUGGUUAUUAUUGUUUGGAGCCACGUGUUGCCAGUACAAAUCUGCUCACGAUAAAGUGCGGCCUACUUUAUUAAGUGCUGUUUGUAUCAGUUGCUUCCUCUCGAUUGCAAUUUGGGUAGUUUUUGCUGCAACUUUAGUAGUGUCAAGUCACGCUGAGAUGUUAUUAUGUCGCCCGCUUUAUGAUCCUAAUUAUCGUGUCCUGGAAGCCAUAUUAGAAACGAAAACGUUCGUGGGAAGGAGGCUAAGUGUACCACUAAGGGAUCUUUUUACGAAAUGUCGAGAGAAUGAAGCGGUUUAUCCUAGCAUCGGACUGGGAAACUCAAUGAAAUUAGAACAAUUAACAGCCUAUUGGACUUGGUCCAGAUUCAAUAAAAUCUUGAUAAAGCUUAGAGUCGAAUUGAAGUCUUUAAAAGUAUCCACACCAAACCUUCAACAGCAACUACAGAAUCUACUAUAUGCUUACGGAUUAAAUUUAACUGAACAUAGAAUUAUGAUUCAAGGACCAAUUCUGAAUAAGGAUUUGGAAGCUCUAGCAGACCAGGUAGAAAAAGUAGCUCGACAAAUGCAUGAUAAGUUAACAGCUAGAAGUUUAGAAACCAUUGCAAUGACGAUACAAGAUUUAAGUUUAACAAGGUUAAAACCACUAAUGGUAAUACGGGAUGAAUUAGUAUAUAAACUUGCUGGUCUGGAAUUACAAGUUUCUCAACUUCAACGACAAGUCGAGCAAACAAUUUAUCAUGUUAAGACUACUCAAAUGUAUAUUGAAAAUCAAGGAGAUAAAAUGGCUGAAUUGAAGACGAAGAUAUAUAUUGAGCGAUUAAACAAUUAUUUGGAUCAAUGGAGGUCACAUGUAUUAUCCGAGACACAGAAUGGUGUAUCGAAAUGUCGACCACUUUGGGAGAUUCUCGAAGGAAUUAGGCUUUUACUGUGCAGCCAUUUUUUGGGCAAUAUGUGUGGACAGUGGUUUGCAACGUUUUUAUGUGCUAUUGUUAUGAUGGCCAGUACACCAGCAGCUCAUAUCCUGUCAUUAGUUCAUAGACAACUCCCACCUUUCUCGAUGAAGAAUGACGAUUUACCUAACCGAUCAGAUGUUUCUCAACCUGCUGCCGCUGGAGAUGAUAAUUGGCAUACACCUGAGUAAUUAUACGUUCUAGGAAAUUUUUAACUCAAUCAACAUGUUAUACUAUUAAUGAUAAGAAUAUGUAGAUACAAAUUAUACAAGGAUUUAAGCCAAAAUAAAAAGAACCAUUCACGAGUACUAUUGCAUACUAAAGAUAUUUUAUGUGAACAGUUUUAUCUUGUGUUCAAUACAAACAAGUAAAAGUAGGUGUGGAGAGAGUAACUUUUCGUGUUAGAAGUGUCACUAGAUACACGAUUUAGACACACUUGAUCUAGAGAACUUACUAAACUUUAACGUCUUUUUCUAUCAUAACCAUAUAAUUAAUGUAUUAAACAUAAUAAGAUGUACAUGUACGUUAAAAAUUUCUAAGCCACCUAUACUCAAAUACACACACAUGUUACAUGUGUCUAUGCAUACAUGUUCAAACCAUACCCAUUAAUGUAAAUUACAUGAAAACUGAAAUGAAAACAAAACAAAAUAAAGAUAGCAAAUUAUUUUGCAUACGUAAUAUAAACACAUAUUAUAAAAUUAAU
Messenger RNA from Nomia melanderi (Alkali bee), 3200 nucleotides. RefSeq names its product prominin (gene prom). The record is from RefSeq and is a predicted model, not a curated record. Gene Ontology annotation, cellular component: membrane. Lineage: Eukaryota; Metazoa; Arthropoda; Insecta; Hymenoptera; Halictidae.